UUUGCAAUUAAGAGAGCUUGCUUGAUAUUAUAACGAUGAUGAGAGAACAAUGGUUUCCCCUUUUUGCAUUGGCUGCUUUAGGUAUGGUGGUUAGCGGUACUCAGGCGGCGAUAGGGUUGCCGCCUGAGUCUGCACCACUAAUCCGACACUUCUACAAGGUGCACAACACGUGUGCCAACGUGGAGCCAUUUAUUCGGCACCAGGUACAGCAAGUUUAUGCUAAUGACAAGACAGUUGCUCCAAAGCUCAUCAAGUUGCUAUAUGCAGACUGCAUGGUUAAUGGGUGUGAUGCAUCGAUUCUUCUAGACGGACCAAACACAGAAAAAGAAUCACCAAAAGCGCGAGGACUAGGAGGAUUCGUGCUUAUUGACAAGAUCAAGCAAGUCUUGGAAGCACGGUGCCCAGGAGCCGUUUCGUGUGCCGACAUUCUCAACAUUGCAGCCAGAGAUGCCGUUUAUUUUUCUGGUGGUCCGUCGUACCCGGUUUUCUUGGGAAGAAGAGACGGACUUUCAUCGAACGCAGCAUGGAUCGACUUUCCCUCGCCUUCCAUUUCGUGGGAAUCAUCUUUGGCAUACUUUGAAUCUAAAGGUUUAGAUCUGCAAGACAUGGUUACACUCCUAGGAGCACAUAUGAUGGGAAGAGUUCGAUGCAGUAACAUUCUUGAUCGCCUAUACAACUUCAACAACACUGGAAAACCAGACCCCACAAUGGAAGAAUCUACAUUGAGUUACUUAAGGAACCAAUGCCCUCCAAAGACGAGGUUGGGUCAACCCAACCCGCUCAUAAACUUAAACCCAAGUAACCCGGACCAUCGCUUUACCAACUCCUACUACUCGCAAGUGUUGGCCAAUAAAGCUGUUUUAGGAGUCGAUCAACAGCUUCGCUAUGGGGGUGACACUUAUGAUUUAAGCGAUGAAUAUGCUUCGUCGAUUCAAGAUUUUAAGCUGCAGUUUGCUUUUUCAAUGGCUAGGAUGGGUGGGCUUAAGGUUAUAACCGGAACCGCCGGUCAGAUCCGACUCAACUGUCGAGCGGUCAACAAAUAGAUUGAAUGUGGUUUAUUUUGUUAUAAAUAAAUAGUUGGAUUGUGUUUCACUAAUGAAAAUCAAAAUCUAAUUCUGUGUUGCUGAUAUAUAAGAGUUGUAAUGAGUUCUUUAAUUCUAUGUUGACAAGUUGUAUAUUGCUUCAGUUAUACGUUUUCAAACCGGA
Messenger RNA from Helianthus annuus (common sunflower), 1206 nucleotides. RefSeq names its product probable peroxidase 61. The record is from RefSeq and is a predicted model, not a curated record. Gene Ontology annotation, cellular component: plasmodesma; plant-type cell wall. Gene Ontology annotation, molecular function: heme binding; peroxidase activity. The coding region runs from base 36 to 1043 and encodes 335 amino acids. The transcript has 4 exons. Gene Ontology annotation, biological process: response to oxidative stress; hydrogen peroxide catabolic process. Lineage: Eukaryota; Viridiplantae; Streptophyta; Magnoliopsida; Asterales; Asteraceae.